Molecule: messenger RNA, 1416 nt
Organism: Aureobasidium pullulans EXF-150
Lineage: Eukaryota; Fungi; Ascomycota; Dothideomycetes; Dothideales; Saccotheciaceae
Exons: 2
Coding region: 392-1195 (267 amino acids)
Cellular component (GO): cellular bud neck; plasma membrane
Source: RefSeq, a predicted model, not a curated record
GUAGACAGCUGAACAGACGUUCACGGGCUGAAACAUGAAGAAGACAGGAGUCAGGAGCUUCAGAGAUGACUGCCAAGAGCAACGAAACGGAUGUCGAAACCAUGUAACGGGCUCAGCCACACCAGCCUCCUGCAUAUGCGGACAAGCAGUUGGACGCGUUUCACAUUGCGGGGAUCCCUCUGAACUUGUUAUUACACCCCUGCUGCCUGUCAGCUCAUGGGCAUCUCCUCACUCGGACUCCGAAAGCGUAUUGCUGUUCAUCUGAAUACGCUGGUCGACUGAUUUAAUUUCAACCUUUUUCGCUUCUGAGGAUCUCUGGUUUCUAUCUCUCAGCACACGACUUUCGCUUAUCUGUACCGUCAUACUAUCAACAACACACAAAGCGAUCAAGAUGUAUUCGCGCUACAUUAGAGACAUGUCGUCUGAGGUGUCGGAUGUCAAGAACACCUUUUCUGGAUGGGAUCAAUGCAUGACAAAGGCAUACUGCAAAUGGCCAGUCAUAGUCGGCAUAAUCGUCGGCGUCGUAAUCGCGGCAUCCCUCGUCUGGUGUCUCAUCCGCUGCCUCUGCUGCGGAGUCGAAUGCUGCUGCGGCUGCCUCUCCUGUUUCUCCUGCUGCACUUCCUGCUGCAACAACAAUCACCACCGCAACCAAGGAUACGCUCAACAACCCACCCCUGUGGCUCCCGUCUCGCAAUUCCCCCAAUACACUCAGUAUCAACCCGCUGCUCAACCCGUCUACCGCUCUCAACAACAUGUACCACAAUACGCACAUUUCGACGCUCCGUCCUCGAAUAAAAAUUUCAACGAAGACGCACUGCCUGCUAUGCCCAGUUGGAGCCAAGGACGCACAUUGCGCCAUCAGGAUGAUGUGAAUGAGAUGGAAAUGGGAAGUCUGCACAACAACAACAAUCAAGCCUCCGCCGCUGCACCCAUGCUGCCGAAGUCACCGAAUGCGCAUGUUCAGGAAUAUCCUUAUCAAUCCAAUGCUGGUGCUUAUGGAGGCGAUUUGGGUUACUCUGCACCUUCGCCAUAUGCUGCUGAGCAGUACGGUUACGGGCAAGCUGCGCAAUACAGUCCUAGAGCGCAGAGUCCUGGGUAUGAGAGUAGUUAUGCUGGUGCCGCGCCGCCUUCAUACCACACCACUGCUCCUGAGGUCACGAGAAAACCUGUCGGUGGAUCGUGGAGAGAUCUUUGAGAUUGAUGUUUUCUGUUCACUGUUGCAAGUUGCAUAGCGAUGGCGUUUUUCUUUUUUGGGAAGGUUAUGGAGGAAGAAUGGAUACCCGCUUGGAGGAAAGAGAGGAGGACAAUGUGCUGGUUCGUGUUGUCUUCUUCUGCUUCAGUAAUUACAUCAGCAUUAGGAUGAGAUCUAUUCUCUUGUCGAUUCACAAUUCUAAUAAUCUUACAAAUCUUCCAUGG